Molecule: messenger RNA, 429 nt
Organism: Clonostachys rhizophaga
Lineage: Eukaryota; Fungi; Ascomycota; Sordariomycetes; Hypocreales; Bionectriaceae
Source: the annotation of a GenBank genome assembly
AUGACCGAGCAAGAAAAGCCCCCCUCCGCCACCUACGACGCCGGAUGCCACUGCGGCAACGUCAGCUUCUCCUUCACGCUGUCGCCCCCGCUCCCGGAGUACGAGGUCAUGAACUGCGGCUGCUCCAUCUGCCGCAGGGCCGGAUACCUGCUCGUCUACCCGACGUAUGAGAACUUGACCUGGCACAAGGGCUCCAAGGAGCGCUGCUCCGUUUACCAAUUUAACACCAAGACCAAGGAUCAGCUGUUCUGCCCCAAGUGCGGUGCGAGCAUCGGCAUCGACUUCAAGAACGCCACGCCGCAAAAGUACGGCAUCAGUGCUCGAACCAUCAACGAUAUCGACCUGCAUUCAUUGAAGUACAAAGUGAUGGAUGGGGUGAAGCUCAUGGCCCCUCACACCGAUCUAUCUGGCGUAGAAUGCAAAGAAUGA